Messenger RNA from Spirometra erinaceieuropaei, 2220 nucleotides. The record is from the annotation of a GenBank genome assembly. NCBI's taxonomy places the organism in Eukaryota, Metazoa, Platyhelminthes, Cestoda, Diphyllobothriidea, Diphyllobothriidae.
AUGAGUCUUCUUAACUAUACCGUUCAGAUAACGUAUGGCAUCGCCAGUGAAGGGGAUCCCCUACUGAAAGCAACCAAGGACAGAAUUCCCGUUGUACGCGGCGUAGGUACCCCCUGCAUUAUGAGUGUCGCGUGCCAUGCCACAAACCCUAAGUCUAUCCCUUAACCUAACCCUAACCCCGAACCUGCCUCCCCUGGAGUUUAGCGUAAGGCCACCUGUAACACGGGAGAAUACCUGUUUCCGCAUGUUACGCGGCUGUGUCCAUGAGCUUGGUGGUGAGAGCUGCCUCCCCUGUCGAUAUGCUGCUCCGACUUGGCACGUUCAGUGGCCUAGUUAGUGGACAGGUAGUUGCCAAGGCAACUAAAGCGCACGCGCACACACGCGUGCAUGCACACACCUACCGUACCAUAGUCCUCUGGGGAGUGCGGUAGUUGAAAGUAGAACGUUCCUCAAUGCUUCGUUGGUUAAAGUAAUGGACGUCCAUUUGUUUGUCUGGAGAGCCCAAUGUACUAUUAAAGUACAUCCGUGUCCCAAAGUAGAAGUAAGUAGGUACAUCGCCGCACUAUGAUCAAAUGGGCCAAUUGCAGAGCGCGUAGAAACUGAGGAGUGGACGUUUCAUUCGCCCCACGCAUCACCACCAUCCUUUCGAGGACGUCAGGGUGGCCGACAGAGAAAUGACAAUGUUUUAGGCUCUAGAGAUGGAAGGGGGCGAGUUAAUAAUUGCAUUUGGGUGAACUUAAAAUUCUCUGUUACAUGAUGGAUGGAACGGUGUGAGAAAAGUCGGUUAUUAUCAGCGGAAUCUGGGUAGCUGAUGUCCAUCAACAAUAAGAAAGGUACAAGAUAACUGGAACCUAGUGAGAUGCACUCGUCGCAGUCGGUUUGCAUCCUCGUUCUGUUCAACAAUAAAAGAUUUCGUUUCAAUUACCGAUCCAUACCAUGGGGCGAGCUUCAAACAGACGCGAUAAAUAGGCAAGUAGACAGUUUAAAGUGUCCUGGUUGAGGGGAAACUAUAAAUAAGCCCUCUUAUAGUGGACUGUGUGACGAUGUGUGAGUGUGUGUGUGUGAGAGAGAGAGAGUUUGCGUGGGGUGCAGGGGUGUCCAGCGGUUGGUCCGCAUGAUGGUCGUAGUAGGUCGCUCACUUGCUUCCAGGUACAGACUACGCCCAGCGUCAAUUUGCUAACACUCAACUUUCACAUUUGGCUCCCGAAGCUGGGCUUCGCCCAUCGGUCACGCCCCGGGCAACCGCCUCGACUGGCUGGCUAAACCAGGUGAGGGUAUCCGUGUGUGCGCCUGCCCUCACGGUAAUGUGGACCCCGCUGGCUGGAUGGAUCUUCGCGUCGGCAUCGUUGAGACGAGGCUCCGUCUGGACCACCGCGGAAGGCCACGUGGCCAAUGAACCUACGUUCCAGGCUGAUUCGGGUCGUUCUCCCAAUACACCAAAGCCGUGGCCCGUAGUGGAGUUCGGCAGCCCUCUGGGAUAGCCGAGCAGCCCUAUUUCGGGAGGCACUGCUUCCUCGCAAGGAGAGGGGCUAGAAAAAGUGCCCUGCAAAUUGCUGGUAGCAAUGCUAUCUGUAGACUAACCGUGGGUGCAGACAAAAAACACACGGUCGAAGCAAUCAGAACAGAAACAACAACAAUCUCUCUGUUCCUCUUCCUGUUUACUCUUCUUUUUCCCCUCCUCCUUUUCACCGCCGAAAUCGCCAGAAUGGUAGGGUGAGUCUGCUCAUUCUGGCAGCCUGGAAUGUUCGCUCACUUUUAGACAAUCCGUGCAGCAAUGGACCGGCACGGAGGACGGCGCUAGUGGCUCGGGAACUGGCGCGCUACAAGACAAACAUCGCCGCACUCAGCGAGACCCGGUUCUCCGAACUAGGCCAACUGGAGGAGGUGGGUGCUGGCUACAUCUUCUUCUGGAGUGGUCGCCCCAGGCCAGAGCGACGAAACACGGGUGUCGCCUUCGCCAUCCGGAACAACAUUGUGGGAUGACUAUCCUGUCAGCCGCAGAGCAUCAACGAUCGCCUGAUGAGUCUCCACCUGCCUCUCCAGGGAGGCAAGUUCGCCACCAUAAUCAGGGCCUACGCUCCCCCGAUGACCAGCCCUGACGCCGCAAGGGGCAAAUUCCAGGAGGACCUGCACACCCUCCUGACGACUGUGUCGAAGGCGGAUAAGUUGAUUGUUCUUGGUGACUUCAAUCCCGGCGUCGGCACAGACCAUGCAGCCUGA